Medioppia subpectinata is the source of this 1512-nucleotide messenger RNA. The record is from the annotation of a GenBank genome assembly. NCBI's taxonomy places the organism in Eukaryota, Metazoa, Arthropoda, Arachnida, Sarcoptiformes, Oppiidae.
AUGGGUAUCUUUUGGGACGAAUUUUUAAUGGAAGUGCAAAGUAUUGAGGGCCAACCAAUCAAUCCACAAGCAAGAAUUUAUCCAGAAGAAAUGAUCCAGACAGGAAUAUCGGCGAUUGAUACAAUGAGUUCCAUUGCUCGAGGUCAAAAAAUUCCAAUUUUCAGUGGAGCUGGACUUCCUCAUAACGAAAUUGCGGCCCAAAUAUGCAAACAAGCCAGCUUGGUCAAAAGGAAAGACACUCUAGACACUUCCAAAGAAAACUUUUGCAUUGUUUUUGCGGCAAUGGGUGUAAAUAUGGAAACAGCCAAAUUCUUCAGGUCUCAAUUUGAAGAAAACGGUUCUCUUGAGAGAACUGCUUUUUUCUUAAACUUAGCCAGCGAUCCAACCAUUGAGAGAAUUAUUACACCAAGACUUGCUCUAACAGCCUCCGAAUAUCUAGCAUACGAAACUGAAAAACAUGUCUUAACAAUAAUGACUGAUAUGAGUUCUUAUGCAGACGCUCUAAGAGAAAUUAGUGCAGCAAGAGAAGAAGUUCCAGGCAGGAGAGGCUAUCCAGGAUAUAUGUACACUGAUUUGUCUACCUUAUAUGAAAGAGCAGGAAGAAUAGAGGGUAAAAAUGGAUCUAUAACUCAGAUACCCAUCCUAACUAUGCCAAAUGACGAUAUCACCCAUCCAAUACCAGACCUAACAGGGUAUAUAACUGAGGGACAGAUUUAUGUUGAUCGUAAAAUGCACAAUGCAGGGUUAUAUCCACCCAUCAAUGUUCUUCCAUCACUCAGCCGUUUAAUGAAGAGUGCUAUUGGGGAUAAAAGAACCAGAAGUGAUCAUUCUGACUUGUCCAAUCAGCUUUAUGCAAAGUAUGCUAUAGGAAAGGAUGCCCAAGCCAUGAAGUCUGUUAUUGGGGAGGAGAGUCUAACUGAUGAAGACAAGCUAUCUAUUGAAAGAGCUGCCGAACAGCUUUCUCCCUACAGCGGAAACGAGGAUUUAGAGGGCAAUGAUACGCCUAUAGAAUCAACUAAUUCGCCUAUAAAGAAACGUGCCAGGGCUGUGAGAAAUAAAACAGCCAACAAAGAUAAUUUACGUGGAAUAUUUGGUUCAACCAAAGAGCUGUUUAAUCCAAAAAGAAAGAUUUGCUUAGUGGUGAUAGAUGGAUAUGGCCUUCCAGAUCACUCAAUGGGAAACUCUGAAGCCGGCCACAUGACAAUUGGAGCAGGAAGAAUUAUUCCUCAGGGAAUUGAAAUGGUCAAUAAAAAUAUCAAAAAUAAUAAAUUGGAAUUGAGAAUAGCCAAUAUUUUACCGGAAAUGUCCAAUAGAAUUCACUUGGUAGGCUUAUUAAGCGAUGGUGGAAGAUAUUAUACAAUGGAUAGAGAUCACAAUCAUGAUAGAGUUGAUAAGGCUUUCAAUAUGAUGACCAGAGGAUGUGUUGAAGAACUUGAUUGGGACAUGAGGUUAUCUCUAAGUAUGGGAAAAGUCAAGUCCAUUUGGCAGAAACUGAAAAAUUUGCUCAUGUAA